Salvia miltiorrhiza (redroot sage) is the source of this 1584-nucleotide messenger RNA. RefSeq names its product two-component response regulator ORR26-like. Lineage: Eukaryota; Viridiplantae; Streptophyta; Magnoliopsida; Lamiales; Lamiaceae. Gene Ontology annotation, biological process: cytokinin-activated signaling pathway; phosphorelay signal transduction system. The transcript has a single exon. Gene Ontology annotation, molecular function: DNA binding. The record is from RefSeq and is a predicted model, not a curated record. The coding region runs from base 326 to 880 and encodes 184 amino acids.
UGGUGUGUGUGAUUGUGAAGAUGUGCAAUUCUUUGACCCAUCAGGGAAACAUGAGAAGGGGAUAUUAAUCCAAAAUGGUUUAUGGAUUAAUUCUUCCUACAAGAUGAGCAAACUUCUCUUUGGUUGUAUGAUUGCAGACAUGGCUCGAAGAAGAAGUAUUCUAAAAUUCUAUGCACUUGGAGAGGUCUAAAAAGAAGUUUUGAGUCUCCACCUUGAGGACAAGGUGGUUUUCGAAGAAGUCACAACGUGUAAUUUGGCGAGAGAGGCUCUUUACUUGCUACGCGAGCGCAAGGAUGGGUUCGACAUUGUGAUCAGCGACGUGAACAUGCCAGACAUGGAUGGUUUCAAGCUUCUGGAGCACGUCGGCCUGGAGAUGGAUCUGCCCAUGAUAAUGAUAUCCGUGGAUGGGGAGACGAGCCGGGUGAUGAAGGGGGUCCAGCACGGCGCCUGUGAUUACCUUCUCAAGCCGAUCAGGAUGAAGGAGCUCCGCAACAUAUGGCAGCACGUGUUCAGGAAGAGGAUACACGAGGUGAGGGACAUUGAAGGCCACGAGAGCCUUGACGAGAUGAUGCUCAGAGGCGGAGCAGACCUCUCGGAUGAUGGCUUCUUCUUCGGUGGGGAUCCAGUCUCCGGGAAGAAGAGGAAAGACGUUGAUUACAAGGGUGAUGACCGCGUGGGUGGCGACCCUUCCUCGUUGAAGAAGGCGAGGGUGGUUUGGACUGUGGAUCUUCAUCAGAAGUUUGUCAAAGCGGUUAAUCUGAUUGGAUUUGAGAAAGUUGGCCCCAAGAAAAUCCUCGACCUGAUGGGCGUGCCGUGGUUAACUAGAGAGAAUGUGGCUAGUCACCUGCAGAAGUAUCGCCUCUACUUGAGCAGGUUGUAGAAGGAAAACGAGCUGAGAGCCACGCUUGGUGGGGCGAAGCUCUCGGAUUCAUCCCCAAAGGAUGCUGCUGCUACUGCUGUUCCUGGAAAUGCUGGCCUUCAAACUCCAGUCACCAAAGCUUCACCCUGUUUGAAACACGACGAUCCAAAGAGCUGUGAAGGAAACGUCAAGUCUAUGCCAAUGGCAGAGGCGAAGGCGGCUGCUGAGGUGAAUGAUCUUGCAAAGAGUAGCACCUCAAGCAUCAGCUUUGAACAAUCUUUUGGCCAGCUGAGUUCCGAUGCGAAAUCCGAGCCUAAAAUCCAAGUCCAGUACUCGUGGAGUGUUGGGGCUCCGCCUCUCCCGUUCAAACACGAGCAGAAGCCACCAGCUGCGUUCAAACACGAGCCUAAGCCACCUCUCCAGUUCAAGAAAGAGCAGCCUCUCUUCAUUGCAGAGCAUCACCGGUUUGAUCACGUUCCUGUGGCCGUGGCCGUGCAGAGAAAACCAUCCGACACUCCAUCACCAUCUGCAACGAGCAAAAGGAGCCAGCACAACGAGAAAGCAACCAAAGUCGAGAGCACCGCAGCUCUCUUCUGAUUGAGGUCUAUAAAGAAGUUUUGAGUCUCCACCUUGAGGACAAGGUGGUUUUCGAAGAAGGUGGGAAUGAUACGCUCGGCCCAAUCUCUAGAUUGGCCCAAUUAUGCUCCAGCCCAUUAGCCCAUUAG